UUGUGGGAAUUUCUCCUCAGAGUGGCUCACGGGUGAACCUGCGUGUUGGCGGGGAUGUUAGUGCGGCAUGUAUUCAAGCACCCUUUUCAUCCGCAGCAAGUCGGAGCCUGCUAGGAGACAAAAAGUCAUUCAACCUGUGCAGUGUUGAGGAUCCAAGAAGCUUUUCUCCUCUUCCUUUUGGAGUUGCUCAAACUUUUGCAGGGGAAAAAAGUGAGAAACAUCAAGGUCUGCCGAUUUCUUAGACAAUGCUGAGCUGAAAUCUUUUGUCGUCUGUGGGGGGAAAAGAAGAAAAGAAAAAAAGGAAACGCUUUGACGGGAUCUCCACUUCAUUAUCACUGAGGAGGACGGGGAGUCAUUUCCAGUAAUUUGCCCUUCGGUGAAAAAGGUUUGAACACCACCGCCGAGGCUGCUCCGUCACAUGGACACUGACACUGAACAGCUGCUGUCCUGACCAUCCAGUCUCAGACAGAAGCAGGACCGUUUAGGAGCAACAGUGUACGACGCGACGAUGCCCAAUGACUCGCCGAGUACUUAGCAACUGGUGAGGAUGAGAGACGGUGUGAUGACCUACCUGUAUUUGACAAGUGUGUUUUUCACCUCAUUGGAGAGAGGAGCGCAGAGGGAAAAAAGACGUGGAGAGGGAGCAGGGGAGGGGAAGAGAGAGCCAGCGAGGGAAGGUGUGAACCUGUGAGAGGGGCAACAAGGGAGCGAGGGAAGAACGCUCAAAGCUGAGAGAGACAGAGAGAGAUAAGAACUCUGCCAGACUGAAGAAGGAGUAAAAGGGAAAUCGGCGAAAUCAAAGACCAUUUAGCGCUGGAGGAUCGUGUUUUGUCAGAGCCAUACGGGGAGAACUGCUCAUUCUACAAGGAAACACAUUGACCUGACACCAACAGCACAUACAGAUAACGCAGCACCAUGGAUAACAGCACCUUUGGCAACACAUCGCAUGUCCAAGCUGUUCGCCACAACCUUUGGGAGGCUAUAACCAUUGCGGCAGUGUCCGCCAUUGUCAGCUUGAUAACUAUAGUUGGUAACGUGCUAGUGUUGCUCUCUUUCAAAGUGAACAGCCAGCUGAAGACGGUGAACAACUACUACCUCCUGAGUUUGGCGUUUGCUGACCUCAUCAUAGGAGUGCUGUCCAUGAACUUGUACACCACAUACAUACUGAUGGGUUACUGGUCCUUGGGGAACCUUGCAUGUGAUCUGUGGCUUGCAGUGGAUUACGUAGCCAGCAAUGCGUCAGUUAUGAACUUACUCGUUAUCAGCUUCGACAGGUACUUCUCCAUCACAAGGCCGCUGACUUACAGGGCAAAGAGGACUCCAAAGAGAGCUGCUAUCAUGAUCGGUCUGGCAUGGCUGGUGUCUUUUGUCCUAUGGGCACCACCCAUUCUUUGCUGGCAGUACUUUGUAGGAGAAAGAAAAGUGCCUUUGGACCAGUGCCAGAUCCAGUUUUUAACUGAGCCUGUGAUCACAUUUGGAACAGCCAUCGCUGCGUUCUACAUCCCAGUCUCGGUUAUGACUAUCCUGUACUGUAGGAUCUACAAGGAGACGCAGAGACGGACCAAAGAUCUGGCAGAGCUGCAGGGGCUUGCAACAGAAAAUGUACCAGAGGGAACUAAGCCGCAGAAAACUAUUAUUCACUCUUGCUUUCAUUUCACCAGAGAGAGGAGAGACCGGAGUCAGGCCUCCUGGUCCUCAUCUAACCAAAGUAACGCAACAAAGAUGACCACUAGGUCAGACGAGGCAUGGGCCAAGGCCGACCAGAUCACUUCCUUUAACAGCUACACCUCAUCUGAGGAGGAGGAGCAUCACGCUUCAUUGGAAACCCCACAGGGGUCUUUCAAAGAGCAGAGCAGUGUGCAAAGUAAUAAGAAUGGGCAGGUGACUGAUUACGCAGAGGAUCCGUAUUUUUCCUCUCCUCAAAAGAAGACCAGUAAAAAGUGCAUCUCUUACAAGUUCAAACCUGGCUCAAAGGAUAAGGAUAGCGACCCUAAACCUGCAACACCCUGUCUGGCUGAAGCAGAACAGCCUGCCAAAAACGCCUCUCCCUCCGCCUCCUCCACCACCUCCAAGCCCAUGGACCCGGUCCUGAAGAGCCAGAUCACCAAGAGGAAGAGGAUGGUGCUGGUGAAGGAGAAGAAGGCCGCCCAGACUCUGAGCGCCAUCCUCCUGGCCUUCAUCCUCACAUGGACGCCAUACAACAUCAUGGUGCUCAUCUCCACGUUCUGCACCGAGUGCAUCCCCACGUCCCUGUGGCACCUGGGCUACUGGCUGUGCUACGUCAACAGCACCAUCAACCCCAUGUGCUACGCCCUCUGCAACAAAACCUUCCAGAAGACCUUCCGCAUGCUCCUGCUCUGCCAGUGGAGGAGGAGGAGGAGAGGCGAGGACAAGCUGUACUGGUGUGGACAAAACCCAAAUGUCAACAACAAAAUGACUUGAUGUGGCAGUGCAACAUGAGAGCAGACUUUUGCCUACAUGGGGAUUUUCUUGAUAUAUAUACUGUAGUUGGUCUUCGGCAUGAAGUGCUGCAUGUGAUUUUUGUGUUAGAAAUAUGUGUUGGUGGAAAAUGUGCUGAGUGAGAUUAUUCAGAAAAAAAAACACCUACUGAAGGUGGCUACACAUACAGUUUAAAGAACAUGUUCAUUUUUUUUUUUUAUUUCAAAUAUUGAACGGCAACUCCAUUCCAUCCAGCGGAGUGAAGUUUGAUAAAUUGCUUGCAUUCUGAAUUUUUCACCACAACAUCAUGUUGGUGUGUGUGUGUGUGUGUGUGUGUGUGUGCGUGUGUGUGUAUUUGUGUUUAGGUUCCCUGGUCAGUGAAAUGGUCCAUGUUCAAUAAAAUGUAAAAUGAUUGUGAAAAAGACUGGUCACAAGUAAUCCUUAUAUCUGAGCAAAGCCAUGGCAUGUGCAUGUGAUCCUCUUCACCACAGCCAUGCCAGCACUAUUAUGUAAAAUCAAAGUGGUGUAGGAGGAGUACUGUAGCCCAAAGAGGACAUUUGGCACUUUGGCUGCUGAAGCCUGAUUUCCACACUUUUUUUAAAGACUUAUUUUAAACAUUUAGAACAAAUAUAUGGAAAAGCACAAAAGAUAACACACGGUAGGUUUCCAGAGUAUCACAUAAACGACCGUACAUGCUUAGACAGGCAGUAUAUCCAGUGUCCGUAGCCGCCGUGAUGGAAAUGUCCAUACUGGUUGCAACUGUCGCAGAGCACAAAUAUUAAGGAUGAUGUAAAAAAUAUUAGUACAUCUCACUCAAACUUUCCAGUAGGCCUUUGUUGCAGCUGAUAUUAUCAAUAAAGGGACUUACCAUAUUUAAAAUAUGAGUUGGAUGUGCGACACCUAAUCUCCUUUGAGCUAUAACCACACCUGCUGGGUCUCAUAGGACAGUUUUAGAGACCAAAAGCAGCAAAUGCCUGAACUUUAACUUUAUUUGUGCACAGAAUGAGGCUGAUUUUGUCCACAUCUCUAACACUGGCCAGGAGGAAUCAUUCGGGGAAUUUGCCACUGAUGGGCAUAUUGUAUGUUCACCUAAAGUAUGUAAUGUCAACAACAUACGUAUGUUGUGAGUAAAAUCUCUGAACCUUUUCUUUAAACAUCAUCUAAUCCUCUUUCAUUCUAAUGCUCACUUGCACUGUAUAUAGAGGGCUUAAUGUAGGCUUACCCAUUCAAAAUAAUGUAUAGUGUAAAGAACACAUAAAUAUAGGUAAAUAUAAAUUGAUUAGUAAAUAUAGAAUAUAUAUACAUACAUGUACAUAAGUGGUCUAGUGAAUGUUUUUUCCUUUUCGUUUCCUGCUCCUCGCUAUCGAUAUUUGAUCUGGUGUUCAAGGGCUAAUCUGUGCAUUUCUGUGCAUUCCCUGCAUUAGUUUGACUGUGGUAAUAGGACAUGAGAUUGUUUAUGGAUCACACCUCUCUGCUCUUGUCAAUAUUCAUGUAACUGUAAAAAAGGAAAAGAAAAAAUGUAUUCGAAGCUCGACUGCCACCAUGUCUCUCUGAUGGAUGAGCGUCGCUGCUGUAAAUUAUUGCACUUUCAUGUUGUUUAUGGUGUUUUUGUCAAACGCAUCUCCCUGAGCUCUGUGCCUUUUGUUCUGCUCGGACGCAAAAAGUGCUACGUGAACAGAUAUGUGCUCAUUGUCCGUCUGUGACUUUUUGCGAAAGUGUGUACUGAUGUGAAACAGCAGAAUACGAAAUUCCGAGGCAGAAUUAUGUUUUUCGUCAACAUGAUCAUUUUUAGCGUCAAACAUGUAGAAUCUGAUCUGAUUUGUACUUUAAGAUUCUUACCCAUUCCAAGAGUUGACUAAUAAGAUGAAUGGGCCAUUAAUAAGAUGAUACAGAGCUCACCAUGUUUGCAAUUAUUAAAGAAUAAGGCUGGUGAUAUCAUAUAUUUCUUGGUCAACAAAUACCCUGAACAAUGUAUUGAUUGUAUUCCUCUUUGCCAAAGACCUCUAUUAAAAACUCAUGAGUGAA
Molecule: messenger RNA, 4464 nt
Organism: Scophthalmus maximus (turbot)
Lineage: Eukaryota; Metazoa; Chordata; Actinopteri; Pleuronectiformes; Scophthalmidae
Gene: chrm5b
Product: cholinergic receptor, muscarinic 5b
Exons: 2
Coding region: 916-2442 (508 amino acids)
Biological process (GO): adenylate cyclase-inhibiting G protein-coupled acetylcholine receptor signaling pathway; chemical synaptic transmission; G protein-coupled receptor signaling pathway, coupled to cyclic nucleotide second messenger
Cellular component (GO): synapse; dendrite; plasma membrane
Molecular function (GO): G protein-coupled serotonin receptor activity; G protein-coupled acetylcholine receptor activity
Source: RefSeq, a predicted model, not a curated record